Molecule: messenger RNA, 747 nt
Organism: Gossypium arboreum
Lineage: Eukaryota; Viridiplantae; Streptophyta; Magnoliopsida; Malvales; Malvaceae
Product: receptor kinase-like protein Xa21
Exons: 2
Coding region: 1-747 (248 amino acids)
Biological process (GO): protein phosphorylation
Molecular function (GO): protein kinase activity; ATP binding
Source: RefSeq, a predicted model, not a curated record
AUGCAUUUCAUGUUAGAAAAUCAAAAAAAUAGAUAUUCAUUUAUUGAUAGUAGGUUGCUUGGUCAAGCUACUGACAGAUUCAAUGAUAGUAGGUUGCUUGGUAAUGGAAGUUAUGGUUCAGUAUUCCAAGGGACUCUCCAAGAUGGGAUGCUAAUUGCAGUAAAGGUCUUCAAGUUAGAGUUAGAAGGAGCUUUUAAGAGCUUUGAUGUUGAAUGUGAUGUUCUCCGCAACACUCGUCACAGAAAUUUAGUCAAAGUAAUAAGCAGUUGCUCUAAUGAUCUUAAUUUCAAAGCCUUGGUGCUUGAGUUCAUGGCUAAUGGGAGUCUUGAUAAAUGGGUGUAUUCCAACAACCAAUAUUUGGAUAUCUUACAAAGGUUGAACAUAAUGAUAGAUGUUGCAUCUGCAUUGGAAUAUCUCCAUCACGGAAAUGCAACACCCGUGGUUCACUGUGAUUUAAAACCCAACAAUGUUCUAUUAGAUGAAGAUAUGGUUGCUCAUUUGAGUGAUUUUGGCAUCACCAAACUCUCAUGUGAAGAGGUUUCAAUGAUACAAACCGUGACAAUGGCAACAUUUGGAUAUAUGGCACCAGAAUAUGGAAUCCAAGGAAUUGUUUUGACAAAAGAUGUUGUGUAUAGUUUUAGUAUUCUUUUGAUGGAAAUCAUCACAAGAAAAAAGCCCACAGAUGAAAUGUUUGAAGGAGAAAGAAGCUUGAAGAGUUGGGUGAUAGAUGUCGAAACCUCCUUUUAA